AUGGGGGAUAGUCUGGAGGAUGGUAACAUUAAACGGGAUCCCAAUGUGAGGAACAACUUCCAUAAUUGUCAGCAAAGCGUGGAUAUUAGCAGGAAAUCAACUGCAGCCAAGUUGAGAAAAAACGAUAAGAUUGGUGAGAUAAAUUCUGUCAUGAACUCAGACAAGGGACGACACAGGAGAAGUAAGGCAGACCAAAAGAUGAAGAGCUCAUUGUCCAGCUAUGAACAGAAAUCAGUAUUGGCCAAAGUGGAGGAUGGUUACGGAAACCUGGAUCCCAAUGUGAGGAACAACUUCCAUGAUUGUCAGCAUGGGUGGGGUAUAGGGCAGGGAAUUAUUUGCAGCCAAGCAGAGAAGAAAGAGAUGCAGAACAGAAGGGCCCAUUCCAAGGAGCAAAAGAAGGACCCAGGUCAUCAUCCAGGGAACAUCACAGAGAAGAACUCAGACGAAGGACGACACAGGAGAAGUAAGGGAGACCAAAAGAUGAAGAGCUCAUUGUCCAGCUAUGAACAGAAAUCAGUAUUGGCCAAAGUGGAGGAUGGUUACGGAAACCUGGAUCCCAAUCUGCAGCCAUCAUUGAAAGAUGGGGAUGCAGAACAGAAGGGCUAUUCCAAGGAGCAAAAGAAGGACCCAGGUCAUCAUCCAGAGAACAUCACAGAGAAGAACUCAGACAAAGGACGACACAGGAGAAGUAAGGCAGACCAAAAGAUGAAGAGCUCAUUGUCCAGCUAUGAACAGAAAUCAGUAUUGGCCAAAGUGGAGGAUGGUUACGGAAACCUGGAUCCCAAUGUGAGGAACAACUUCCAUGAUUGUCAGCGUGGGUGGGGUAUAGGGCAGGGAAUUAUCUGCAGCCAAGCAGAGAAGAAAGGGAUGCAGAACAGAAGGGCCCAUUCCAAGGAGCAAAAGAAGGACCCAGGUCAUCAUCCAGGGAACAUCACAGAGAAAAACUCAAAUAAAGGACGACACAGGAGAAGUAAGGGAGACCAAAAGAUGAAGAGCUCAUUGUCCAGCUAUGAACAGAAAUCAGUAUUGGCCAAAGUGGAGGAUGGUUACGGAAACCUGGAUCCCAAUGUGAGGAACAACUUCCAUGAUUGUCAGCGUGGGUGGGGUAUAGGGCAGGGAAUUAUCUGCAGCCAAGCAGAGAAGAAAGGGAUGCAGAACAGAAGGGCCCAUUCCAAGGAGCAAAAGAAGGACCCAGGUCAUCAUCCAGGGAACAUCACAGAGAAGAACUCAGACGAAGGACGACACAGGAGAAGUAAGGGAGACCAAAAGAUGAAGAGCUCAUUGUCCAGCUAUGAACAGAAAUCAGUAUUGGCCAAAGUGGAGGAUGGUUACGGAAACCUGGAUCCCAAUGUGAGGAACAACUUCCAUGAUUGUCAGCGUGGGUGGGGUAUAGGGCAGGGAAUUAUCUGCAGCCAAGCAGAGAAGAAAGGGAACUCAGACGAAGGACGACACAGGAGAAGUAAGGGAGACCAAAAGAUGAAGAGCUCAUUGUCCAGCUAUCAACAGAAAUCAGUAUUGGCCAAAGUGGAGGAUGGUUACGGAAACCUGGAUCCCAAUGUGAGGAACAACUUCCAUGAUUGUCAGCAUGGGUGGGGUAUAGGGCAGGGAAUUAUCUGCAGCCAAGCAGAGAAGAAAGGGAUGCAGAACAGAAGGGCCCAUUCCAAGGAGCAAAAGAAGGACCCAGGUCAUCAUCCAGGGAACAUCACAGAGAAGAACUCAGACGAAGGACGACACAGGAGAAGUAAGGCAGACCAAAAGAUGAAGAGCUCAUUGUCCAGCUAUGAACAGAAAUCAGUAUUGGCCAAAGUGGAGGAUGGUUACGGAAACCUGGAUCCCAAUGUGAGGAACAACUUCCAUGAUUGUCAGCAUGGGUGGGGUAUAGGGCAGGGAAUUAUCUGCAGCCAAGCAGAGAAGAAAGGGAACUCAGACGAAGGACGACACAGGAGAAGUAAGGGAGACCAAAAGAUGAAGAGCUCAUUGUCCAGCUAUCAACAGAAAUCAGUAUUGGCCAAAGUGGAGGAUGGUUACGGAAACCUGGAUCCCAAUGUGAGGAACAACUUCCAUGAUUGUCAGCGUGGGUGGGGUAUAGGGCAGGGAAUUAUCUGCAGCCAAGCAGAGAAGAAAGGGAUGCAGAACAGAAGGGCCCAUUCCAAGGAGCAAAAGAAGGACCCAGGUCAUCAUCCAGGGAACAUCACAGAGAAGAACUCAGACGAAGGACGACACAGGAGAAGUAAGGGAGACCAAAAGAUGAAGAGCUCAUUGUCCAGCUAUGAACAGAAAUCAGUAUUGGCCAAAGUGGAGGAUGGUUACGGAAACCUGGAUCCCAAUGUGAGGAACAACUUCCAUGAUUGUCAGCAUGGGUGGGGUAUAGGGCAGGGAAUUAUCUGCAGCCAAGCAGAGAAGAAAGGGAUGCAGAACAGAAGGGCCCAUUCCAAGGAGCAAAAGAAGGACCCAGGUCAUCAUCCAGGGAACAUCACAGAGAAAAACUCAAAUAAAGGACGACACAGGAGAAGUAAGGGAGACCAAAAGAUGAAGAGCUCAUUGUCCAGCUAUGAACAGAAAUCAGUAUUGGCCAAAGUGGAGGAUGGUUACGGAAACCUGGAUCCCAAUGUGAGGAACAACUUCCAUGAUUGUCAGCGUGGGUGGGGUAUAGGGCAGGGAAUUAUCUGCAGCCAAGCAGAGAAGAAAGGGAUGCAGAACAGAAGGGCCCAUUCCAAGGAGCAAAAGAAGGACCCAGGUCAUCAUCCAGGGAACAUCACAGAGAAGAACUCAGACGAAGGACGACACAGGAGAAGUAAGGGAGACCAAAAGAUGAAGAGCUCAUUGUCCAGCUAUGAACAGAAAUCAGUAUUGGCCAAAGUGGAGGAUGGUUACGGAAACCUGGAUCCCAAUGUGAGGAACAACUUCCAUGAUUGUCAGCGUGGGUGGGGUAUAGGGCAGGGAAUUAUCUGCAGCCAAGCAGAGAAGAAAGGGAACUCAGACGAAGGACGACACAGGAGAAGUAAGGGAGACCAAAAGAUGAAGAGCUCAUUGUCCAGCUAUGAACAGAAAUCAGUAUUGGCCAAAGUGGAGGAUGGUUACGGAAACCUGGAUCCCAAUGUGAGGAACAACUUCCAUGAUUGUCAGCAUGGGUGGGGUAUAGGGCAGGGAAUUAUCUGCAGCCAAGCAGAGAAGAAAGGGAUGCAGAACAGAAGGGCCCAUUCCAAGGAGCAAAAGAAGGACCCAGGUCAUCAUCCAGGGAACAUCACAGAGAAGAACUCAGACGAAGGACGACACAGGAGAAGUAAGGCAGACCAAAAGAUGAAGAGCUCAUUGUCCAGCUAUGAACAGAAAUCAGUAUUGGCCAAAGUGGAGGAUGGUUACGGAAACCUGGAUCCCAAUGUGAGGAACAACUUCCAUGAUUGUCAGCAUGGGUGGGGUAUAGGGCAGGGAAUUAUCUGCAGCCAAGCAGAGAAGAAAGGGAACUCAGACGAAGGACGACACAGGAGAAGUAAGGGAGACCAAAAGAUGAAGAGCUCAUUGUCCAGCUAUCAACAGAAAUCAGUAUUGGCCAAAGUGGAGGAUGGUUACGGAAACCUGGAUCCCAAUGUGAGGAACAACUUCCAUGAUUGUCAGCGUGGGUGGGGUAUAGGGCAGGGAAUUAUCUGCAGCCAAGCAGAGAAGAAAGGGAUGCAGAACAGAAGGGCCCAUUCCAAGGAGCAAAAGAAGGACCCAGGUCAUCAUCCAGGGAACAUCACAGAGAAGAACUCAGACGAAGGACGACACAGGAGAAGUAAGGGAGACCAAAAGAUGAAGAGCUCAUUGUCCAGCUAUGAACAGAAAUCAGUAUUGGCCAAAGUGGAGGAUGGUUACGGAAACCUGGAUCCCAAUGUGAGGAACAACUUCCAUGAUUGUCAGCAUGGGUGGGGUAUAGGGCAGGGAAUUAUCUGCAGCCAAGCAGAGAAGAAAGGGAUGCAGAACAGAAGGGCCCAUUCCAAGGAGCAAAAGAAGGACCCAGGUCAUCAUCCAGGGAACAUCACAGAGAAGAACUCAGACGAAGGACGACACAGGAGAAGUAAGGGAGACCAAAAGAUGAAGAGCUCAUUGUCCAGCUAUGAACAGAAAUCAGUAUUGGCCAAAGUGGAGGAUGGUUACGGAAACCUGGAUCCCAAUGUGAGGAACAACUUCCAUGAUUGUCAGCAUGGGUGGGGUAUAGGGCAGGGAAUUAUCUGCAGCCAAGCAGAGAAGAAAGGGAUGCAGAACAGAAGGGCCCAUUCCAAGGAGCAAAAGAGGGACCCAGGUCAUCAUCCAGGGAACAUCACAGAGAAGAACUCAGACGAAGGACGACACAGGAGAAGUAAGGGAGACCAAAAGAUGAAGAGCUCAUUGUCCAGCUAUGAACAGAAAUCAGUAUUGGCCAAAGUGGAGGAUGGUUACGGAAACCUGGAUCCCAAUGUGAGGAACAACUUCCAUGAUUGUCAGCAUGGGUGGGGUAUAGGGCAGGGAAUUAUCUGCAGCCAAGCAGAGAAGAAAGGGAUGCAGAACAGAAGGGCCCAUUCCAAGGAGCAAAAGAAGGACCCAGGUCAUCAUCCAGGGAACAUCACAGAGAAGAACUCAGAUGAAGGACGACACAGGAGAAGUAAGGCAGACCAAAAGAUGAAGAGCUCAUUGUCCAGCUAUGAACAGAAAUCAGUAUUGGCCAAAGUGGAGGAUGGUUACGGAUACCUGGAUCCCAAUGUGAGGAACAACUUCCAUGAUUGUCAGCAUGGGUGGGGUAUAGGGCAGGGAAUUAUCUGCAGCCAAGCAGAGAAGAAAGGGAUGCAGAACAGAAGGGCCCAUUCCAAGGAGCAAAAGAAGGACCCAGGAACUCAGACGAAGGACGACACAGGAGAAGAGGAUGGUUACGUAUGCCUGGAUCCCGAUGUGGGGAACAACUUCCAUGAUUGUCAGCAUGGAGUGAGGUAUAGGACAGGAAAUUAUCUGCAGCCAAGCAGAGAAAAAAAGGGAAGAAGAAGCUUAGGACCAUCCGAAGCACGUGGUGAGGAGGAGUCUGUUGUCUCACAUUCAGCUGCAGCCAUCAUUGAAAGAUGA
Molecule: messenger RNA, 5070 nt
Organism: Saccostrea echinata
Lineage: Eukaryota; Metazoa; Mollusca; Bivalvia; Ostreida; Ostreidae
Product: filaggrin-2-like
Exons: 56
Coding region: 1-5070 (1689 amino acids)
Source: RefSeq, a predicted model, not a curated record